UGGUCGGCGGGCGGGAGAGCCGGGGGGGCCCGGCCCACCUGCGCCCGGCGGCUGGCGGUGCCCGCGGCGCAGAGCGCGGCUGCUCCGGCUCGGCGGCGGCGGGGCUGGGUCCUCCCUCUGCCCCCCCGCCGCUCCCGCCCUCGCACACUCCUCUCCCACCGCCAUCCAUCCAUCCGUCCUGUCGGCACCUCGCCCGCCCGGCGCACACACGCACCCCGCACCCUCACAUCAUGCUGCCGGCCGCCGGCCCGGCAUGGACCCCGGCGGCGGCUGCUCGGCUCCUCUCCGCUGCUGACUGCCCUCUGAGGUUUGCGGCAGGUAGCGGGGCAGACUGCUGGAAAGUGCAAUAGGAAAAGCGAAGGGGAAGGGAAAAAAAAAAAAAAAAAAAAAAAAAAGGAAGAAAAAAAAAAAAAAAAAAAAAAAAAAAAAAAGAGGAAAAAAAAAAAGGCAAAAGCCAUCAAGCCGGCCAAGCCGAGCUUUGGAUCUCAGUGCAGGUAUUUCUGCUGCUGUGUUCAUCCCUUGCCGCCUACCACCCCGGUUUAUUAUUUCUUUUUUUAAGGAAAGAAAAAAAGGACGAAAAGGAGAAGUCGAACUCUCAAAGGGUUACUAUGCAAUUGCGACUGAUUUCUUGGUUUUUUAUCACUUUGAACUUUAUGGAAUACAUUGGCAGCCAGCACGCCUCCAGGGUACGGCGACAGGGAAGAAUGCAUCCUAACGUGAGCCAGGGUUGCCAAGGAGGGUGUGCUACAUGCUCAGACUACAAUGGAUGCCUGUCAUGUAAGCCCAGGCUGUUUUUUGUUCUGGAGAGGAUUGGCAUGAAACAGAUUGGAGUGUGUCUUUCCUCAUGUCCAAGCGGAUACUAUGGGACACGGUAUCCUGACAUUAAUAAGUGUGCAAAAUGUAAAGCUGACUGUGAUACCUGCUUCACCAGAAACUUCUGCACAAAGUGUAAAAGUGGGUUUUACUUAUUCAGUGGAAAGUGCCUUGAAAAGUGCCCUGAUGGGCUGGAAGCCAACAACCACACGAUGGAGUGCACUAGUGUUGUGCACUGUGAAACUAGUGAGUGGAGUCCAUGGAGCCCUUGCAUGAAGAAAGGAAAAACUUGUGGUUUCAAAAGAGGAAAUGAAGUAAGGGUCAGAGAGAUCGUACAGCAUCCAUCAGCAAGGGGAAAUCCUUGCCCAGCUACAACCGAGAGCAGAAAAUGUAUUGUACAAAGAAAGAGAUGUCAGAAGGAAGGAAAAGGGAAAAAAAAUAGGGAGGAGAAAAGAAAAAAAUCCAACAAAGAUGAAAGCAAGGAGACAAGACAGGAAAGCAAAGGGCGAGCAGCCCGAAGACAAAACCGAGAACAGAGGGAAAACAACAACAAAACGCAGCCGAAGAAAAGGAAAGCCCCAAACAAAGAACAGGACCUGGCACCUGUUGACACUGCACAUUAAUGGCCCUCCAUGAUUGUUUAAGUCUUAUGAUGCUGCUAUCUCUACCAGAUCGCCCUGACAGGUGUUCCAACCAUUCAGGCUGCAAAUGGACAAUGCUACCAGUUAUUAUUAAACUUUAAACAACAUUCCAAAUACUUCCUAUAUUCUCCAAGCAACCAUAGUUUAUUAAAGAGAUUGACAUGAGCCAAGGAAAAAAAAUCUAAAGAUGGGAUACUUUAAAACUGUUAUAUUAUAUGCUUCCAUGCAUCUGUAAAAGGCAAUUAAGAAAUUUUGUAUAUAUUAAUAAUAGGGUAUAAAAUAUAGCAAUAUAAUAAUGAAUGACAUUCAGAUGAACAAUGUUCUUUUUCUUUGUAAAAUAUUUUUCAAGUUAUUGUUUAAGUAUGAGGCAAGAGAUAUGUCUAAAUCAAAGACGAAAAUCGUAUCCCUUCAUAUAUUGUACAUAAUUAAGAGAAGGAGGAAAACAUUUCUGAAGAGCCAGUAGGAGCCCAAGGUUUUACAAUCUCUGGUGGAGCAGGAUGGGAUUGCCCUGUGUUUUCCCAGUCCAUGCUCCAGACAUGGGUGAGAAACAUCAGGAGAAAGCCAGCAGGGCUUCAGCUGCUGAGGGAUAAGAAGCAGAAGCAUCUGCAGCUUUGAAGACUGAAUCCCUGAGGCAGAAGGAAACUGAGCUGAGCUUGAAUAAUGCUCUUAUCUGUGGACAACACAAUGUUUUCUGGUCUAAACAGUGGUACUGUGUGCUGGUUUAUGCUUUUUAUACCUAUGUGUAACUUAAGUCUACAUUUCAAAUCUUCUGGUGAAUGACAAAUCGUAUUUGUAGGAGACAACGUUGAGUUAAUAAAAACCAGAAAAAUAGA
Molecule: messenger RNA, 2287 nt
Organism: Oenanthe melanoleuca
Lineage: Eukaryota; Metazoa; Chordata; Aves; Passeriformes; Muscicapidae
Gene: RSPO3
Product: R-spondin 3
Exons: 5
Coding region: 609-1436 (275 amino acids)
Source: RefSeq, a predicted model, not a curated record